AUGACGUGUUUAUUUGAUGUAGAUGAUGAUUUACUUGCUAAAGAACUUUACAGCAAGGUUAGAGUUGCUUGUUGGAUUAUGACGUCACCUACCAAUUUACGCAGUAAAGCCAUCCACGUGAAGAACACCUGGGCCAAACGUUGUAACCUGGUCCUGUUCAUGAGUUCUGUUGCUGACCCAGAAUUUCCAGCCGUUGGACUCGAUGUUCCAGAGGGCAGAGAUCAUCUGACUGCCAAGACGAUGAAGGCGUUUAAAUAUCUGUACGAUCACCACAUGGCAGACGCUGAUUGGUUCUUAAAAGCUGAUGACGACACAUACGUCAUUGUAGAGAAUCUUCGGUACCUCCUGCUAAACGAAGAUCCCACCCAGCCGGUUUACUUUGGCCAGAGAUUUAAGCCCUAUGUUAAACAGGGGUUUGCUGGUGGGGGGAGUGGAUACGUCUUAAGCAAGGAGGCGUUAAGACGGUAUGGAGAGGUCGGUUCAAAGGACUCCAAGAUGUGCGUGAAAGACAAAGGACAUGAGGAUGUUGAGAUGGGACAGUGUCUGCAGAACUUGGGCGUCAGGUUAAAGGACACGACCGACGUAAUGAACCGCACCAGGUUUCACUGUUUUGAUCCAUCAUUUGUGCUGAAAGCACGUUUUCCACAGUGGUUUGUUGACUACGAUGUUUUAUUUGCGAAAGGGGGCAUUGAGAACAUCAGCGACUACGCCGUGAGCUUCCACUACAUCCAUCCCAACCAGAUGUACACUCUGGAGUUUUUUAUCUAUCACCUACGUCCUUAUGGCAUUUUAAACAGCCCGCAGAAACUUAAUAAGCCUUUGGAUAGUCCAUAA
Molecule: messenger RNA, 834 nt
Organism: Physella acuta
Lineage: Eukaryota; Metazoa; Mollusca; Gastropoda; Physidae
Product: glycoprotein-N-acetylgalactosamine 3-beta-galactosyltransferase 1-like
Cellular component (GO): membrane
Molecular function (GO): N-acetylgalactosaminide beta-1,3-galactosyltransferase activity
Source: RefSeq, a predicted model, not a curated record